Molecule: messenger RNA, 1912 nt
Organism: Anolis sagrei ordinatus
Lineage: Eukaryota; Metazoa; Chordata; Lepidosauria; Squamata; Anolidae
Gene: PDIA6
Product: protein disulfide isomerase family A member 6
Biological process (GO): response to endoplasmic reticulum stress
Cellular component (GO): endoplasmic reticulum lumen
Molecular function (GO): protein-disulfide reductase activity; protein disulfide isomerase activity
Source: RefSeq, a predicted model, not a curated record
GGAUUCCCAUUGGUUAUGCAAAGGAGGGAACGCCGAGAGGGCCAAUCAGCGGCGGCCACGGCUGGGCUCGCGGAGGCAUUUUGUGGGCCCUCUGGGUGGAAGAGAAGGGCAGAGCGGGAGGCUGCUGCUGAAAGGACAGAGAUGGGGGCGUUAGGCCGGAGAGGUCUCUUCUUGGGAACUGUAAGCUGCACACUCUUUUUGGCUGUCAACAGCUUGUAUUCUUCCAGUGAUGAUGUUAUAGAACUAACACCAACAAAUUUCAACAGAGAAGUUGUUCAGAGUGACAGCUUAUGGCUGGUGGAAUUCUAUGCUCCAUGGUGUGGUCACUGCCAGAGGUUGACACCUGAAUGGAAGAAAGCUGCCACAGCUCUGAAAGGUGUUGUGAAAAUUGGAGCUGUUGAUGCCGAUAAACAUCAAUCCCUAGGUGGCCAGUAUGGCGUCAAGGGGUUUCCCACUAUCAAGAUAUUUGGUGCCAAUAAGAACAAAGCAGAAGAUUAUCAAGGGGCCAGAACAAGUGAUGCUAUUGUUGAUGCUGCUUUAAGUGCUCUCCGGUCACUGGUCAAAGAUCGCCUUGGGGGCAGAGGAGGUGGCUAUAGCUCUGGAAAACAGAGCAGCCGUGAAAGUGGAGGCUCAGGGAAAAAGGAUGUGAUUGAACUGACAGAUGACACUUUUGAUAAGAAUGUGCUGGACAGCAGUGAUGUUUGGCUGGUAGAGUUUUAUGCUCCUUGGUGUGGGCAUUGCAAAAAUUUAGAGCCAGAAUGGGCAGCAGCUGCAACAGAAGUGAAAGAGCAAACCAACGGGAAGGUGAAAUUGGCAGCUGUAGAUGCCACAGUGAACCAGGUGUUAGCCAGUCGAUAUGGGAUCCGUGGGUUCCCCACCAUAAAGAUCUUCCAGAAGGGAGAAGACCCCAUUGAUUAUGAUGGCGGGAGGACAAAAACAGAUAUUGUUGCUCGUGCCGUGGACUUGUUCUCAGAGAAUGCGCCGCCGCCUGAACUCCUGGAGAUUAUUAAUGAAGAUGUUUUGAAGCAAACCUGUGAUGCUCACCAGCUGUGUAUCAUUUCUGUCUUGCCCCAUAUUCUUGAUACAGGAGCUGCAGGAAGAAAUUCCUACUUAGAAGUCAUGUUGAAAUUGGCUGACAAGUACAAAAAGAAGAUGUGGGGGUGGCUUUGGACGGAGGCUGGAGCUCAGUCGGAUCUUGAAAAUUCCUUAGGAAUCGGAGGCUUUGGAUACCCAGCUAUGGCAGCAGUGAAUGCUCGAAAGAUGAAAUUUGCAUUGCUAAAAGGAUCUUUCAGUGAACAAGGGAUUAAUGAAUUCCUCAGGGAACUCUCUGUUGGCCGAGGAUCAACAGCACCAGUAGGUGGAGGGGGCUUUUCAAAGAUCAACACUGUAGAGCCUUGGGAUGGAAAAGAUGGGGAGCUGCCAGCUGAAGAAGAUAUUGAUCUCAGUGAUGUAGAUCUGGAUGACUGGGAUAAUGAGAAGGAUGAAUUGUGAGACCAUGAAGACAUUGGGUUGCUUGAGAGACUUUGAAUAGUCAUUUGACUGAACUUUGCUUUGCAGCAGAGGGAUGUACCAGGGGUCUUUUUUUGCUGAGACAGAAUAUGAGUCAGCUGUUGAGAAUGCUGUUAACAGUGUGCCUCUCAAGAAAAAAAAUCUCAAAAAUUCUGUGAAUUAUUUUUUGUAUCAAGUAAAAUUGAUUGUAUUCUGUGCAACAGAUACCUUGAGGAUGACACUGACCUUUCAUUGAAAUACUCCCAUCCUGUAUAAACUCAUCCAGCUGGUAUGUGGUGGUUGGCGGUGACUCGAGACUUUUAUUGUCAUUAGUUUGAACAUGUGACCUUCCCCUCCCCCCCCCCCCAGGUGCUAGUUGCUCUAGCCUUCAUUUCAAUGAAAGAAUAAAACUAUUUUUGACACA